AAAACUGACUGAAACAGGACGUGAAGGAGGAGCUCUGGGAAAUCUGGGGCCCCCGGACCCAGAACAAUCUCUCUCUCUCUCUCUCUCUCUCUGUCUCUCUCUCAGAUUGGACAGGGAGGUGCAUAAAAAAAUCUCCACUGCUCGACACAAUCAUUUCGAGGACAACAAUCCACUUUUUCCUGGGGACGAGCGGUAAAAACAGGUGAUGGCGGUAGCCGUCUCCAGAGAUCUGACGGUGCAGGUGGUAGAGGAUGUUAAUGCUGCCAAGCUGACAGACAGACAGCAAGCUCUGCGUGCGUCCAUCCAGAAAGGAGAGCCGAAAUGUCUUGGGGUGAGUCAGGUGAUGAUGGGCAUCAUGGUCAUGUCUUACUCCAUUCCACUGCAUGUGACUGAGUUUACCGAAGUGGUGACACUGGGAGUCCCCUGGUGGAGCGGCCUGAUGUUUGUCACAGCAGGUGUGCUCACCAUCAUCCUGGACAAAUACUGCUCCGUUAAGAUUCUGCAGCUCUGUUUGACUGUGAGUCUUCUGUCCAUUGUCACAUCGCUGAUGGCCGUGUCCAUCUACGCUGUGGACGUGACCAGGAACCCUGUGAUUCCCUGUGUCAUAACACACAGGUACAACGGAGACACUCAUGACACGUCAUCUUGUGAGGACCAACACUUCACCAUGAAGCUGAGCAAUGGAAUAAAGUCGACCCUCCUCCUCUUCUCUCUGGUGCAGUCGGUCAUCUCUGCCAUCGUCUGCUUCCUCCUCUACAGAAACAGACAAAACUUCCAAAUGUACUCCUCUCUCCCUUUCUCCUCCUCUCUUUUCGAUAGUCUCUCACUGCGGCCACCUCUGACACACUCAUUGGACCAAACCUGCACUGAUCACUCACUGGAGCCACAGAGCCGAUCGGUCAGGACGUGUGCCUGGAGUUGUCGUCAUCCUUGACCUUUGUUUUGGCAGUGAUGAGCUGAUGUUCAUGUAUGUGUAUGUGCGUUUGUGUGAAUGAGUACAUGUGCCGGGUAUGUGCGGGGGUGGGAGAGAACACGAUAUAAAGUAUUUUGUGCACUGAUUUUUUUUUUUUUUUUUAAGUUUACACGCUUUUACAUUUUUUUUGUGUGUUAAUCCUUGUACCAUUUAACAAAAAAUAAAAAUCAUAUAUCCAGAUAUGGUAUAUAAAAUUUACACAUACAGUAAGGUGUCAGU
Molecule: messenger RNA, 1192 nt
Organism: Cynoglossus semilaevis (tongue sole)
Lineage: Eukaryota; Metazoa; Chordata; Actinopteri; Pleuronectiformes; Cynoglossidae
Gene: tmem176
Product: transmembrane protein 176
Exons: 7
Coding region: 206-934 (242 amino acids)
Cellular component (GO): membrane
Source: RefSeq, a predicted model, not a curated record